Messenger RNA from Varroa destructor (honeybee mite), 4435 nucleotides. RefSeq names its product E3 ubiquitin-protein ligase RNF185-like. Lineage: Eukaryota; Metazoa; Arthropoda; Arachnida; Mesostigmata; Varroidae. Gene Ontology annotation, molecular function: metal ion binding; ubiquitin protein ligase activity. Gene Ontology annotation, cellular component: endoplasmic reticulum. Gene Ontology annotation, biological process: ubiquitin-dependent protein catabolic process. The record is from RefSeq and is a predicted model, not a curated record.
UCGAUACAACCAGCUGGCAGCCGGAGACGUUACCUAUCGCCGUCAGCUAGUAGUGCAUUCGCCACAGAUUGGUAGACAGGCGCUAGGUGUUAGUGAAAGGAGAUAGGGUGGUCUUGUUGUCAGAGCAGGCUUAUUAACCCCUUGCCCCUUCCUUCCCCGCCAUCGUCAGUAGAAUCUCUGUGACGAUAACAAUGCGAACGUAACAUUAACAGCUUAACAUAUUGUUAACGUUGCAAGGCGCAACGCCACAUCACUACUUAGGUUUCCUGUUGUUGUUGUUGAUGUUGUUGUCAAGGGAGGAUUUUGCCCAGUUUGACUAAGAGGAGUAACCGAUUACAGCCUACGGAUAUCUGUUGAUCGCAGCUGCAACCGCACUCGCCGCUUACCCUGAUAUAGUGAUAUGAUAGUUGCAGGUUUUGUACAAACAUUAAUCAGGCAGAAGAAGAUAUACAUAGGCACCACCUAAGGUGUUUCAGUGGUGUGGUACAAGGAAGCUAGCCCGUAACCAAGACAAUAUUCCAUUUGCCGUUGGUCGUACCUCCGCUGUACGUACACACAGGCUCUGGUUAGGUGUGACUCGUGUCUAGAGUGAUCACAGCCACAGAUUCCAAUGGCUCGCUCGAAUCGCCGUUAACAAUCUACAACGCUGAUUAGUGUAUGGCUGAUUCGACGGCAAAUUGCGUAUUAGGAAAUUCGCUGUACAUUGGCAGCACAUUCCUGCGUGUCUGUAGUCUACGUGUACUUUUUGUGAUCAUCAGGCUUGUUUUUGUGCGUACUUGUUGUGCUGUGUGCUAAGUAUAACCGCGUGAAUUUGAACGGCUAAAAUUCGACACCGAAUCCAUUUACGUUACGACCAAAAAGGCUGCCGAAACGGAAAGCUUGCUGUUUUCCUAUAGGGACACGACGGCUUCGCUGCUCGAAUAAGCAGAAUAGUCUCCACAAGCUAAGAACAAUAUUCAAAAAGUUCAUUAUAUCAACUGCUCCUGUUGGCAAGAGCGCUUCAGGGUCGCCAAAUUAUACUUUGUUCGGUGCCGUUACACGACAUUCGUCGACUGGGCAGUUCCUAACUGAACAGAUACUGGUAGCGCCGUCGGCUGCAGCAGCUGAGCUGACGGAGAAAUGGCGCAUCGUCGCUGCAGCUGCUUUCUGUUAAGUACUUGAAACGUUAAGAGCCAAUUCCAUUGGAAAGCGAUAUGGUGGCGUGUCAUAACGACAUUUUUAGAGAUGUCAUUGGAACUCGCUAAAAAAGAAAACGAAACUAAUGGUCAUACGUGUUUAUGUAGCGGCACAGUGCGAUCAUUCGAAAAUUGCAGCUAGAAUUGUCCUUCUGCACACGUCACAUUGCGCUCUUAUGGUUUGCAAGGGGGCAUACCUGUAAUGAAUGUGCUUAGAUUAACAAAAAAGGGGUUGAUUGGCCUAGAUGCAAGCGGCGCAGCUAUCCUCCGGUAUAGUUCUACGUAUAGUGACUUCGCAUCUGUUCUUAUUACGCUCAGCUGACUGCUCUCAGCGUGCUUACUAACCACUUGACUCAAACGAACGACCCUGGGGAAAAUUACUGGCUCUACGAGGAAGUCUGUGGAAUUCAGAAGUGCCGAAUCGUGGGCUGUGGAGGACAUCUUUCCUCAAUUUCGCCUUAUCAUAGUGUCAUAAACCAGUAUUAAUAAAUUUCCAACGUAAUUGCAAGAAAUUCCGUAAUACAAAUUUUUCUAGAGGAACAGCUAAGGUGGUGACUUGUUAUUGACUGAGCUUCGCUCUUGCAGACCGACUUGCUCACUCGACUUUAUAGGAACAAUAACACACUCGUGUGCCUGCGUGUGCGUGUGUGGUCACGCAGUAUUUACGACAAAGGAAAUUGUUGACGUGACAAGAACCUACAAUUCAUCGAAGGAUAAAGAGUCCAUAUAGUGGAACGAAGCUACAGCAACAGUAGGAUAAUUUAUCUGGAGAACCAAUCGUUCCUAUAUGUGCAAAAAGUAACAACUGUAUGUGGGUGAAUAGAAUUACUAUUAUAGUUUUUUACGCCCAUUGCAAAUACGAUUGCGACGACUUGCCAUAACAUUAUUGGAAAACUGGGACAAGGUGUCUUCCAUCACGCCAACAUACUUGAACUUAAAGACGCUUUCGCAUACUAUAGUGUAGCGUCUUUUACGUCUCUGUUUGGCUAUCUGUCUGGCUGCUUGGAGCCAGCCCUAUUCUACAGACGCCAGGAAGUGUUUAAUGAACGUGACCAUAUAUUUUUUGACCUCAAUCAUUUUCCGACGUGUUUCUUCGCUUUUCAUUAUGGCCAGAACCGCUGAUGGGGGCACAGGGAGUAAAGCCGCCGGCGAAGAGUCAUUCGAUUGUAAUAUUUGUCUGGACACGGCGCGCGAUGCUGUGAUCAGUCUUUGCGGCCAUCUAUUCUGUUGGCCAUGUCUUCAUCAGUGGCUUGAAAUACGGCCGCAGCGUCCGGUGUGUCCUGUCUGUAAAGCCGGCAUUGGUCGUGACAAGGUAAUUCCUAUCUAUGGGCGUGGCGGAUCGAAGGAGGACCCUCGGGAUAGGAUGCCUCCCCGACCACCCGGACAGCGAACUGAACCGGAAGCUACGUCGCGCGCUGAAGCACACCACUUUGGAUUUGGAGAUACAUCGAACUUGCAAAUGAACUUCGGAAUUGGUGGAUUUCCCUUUACACUGUUUGCCUCCACGUUCAACUUUAGUGUACCAAUGACGGGCGAACGGCAGGCAGGUCCUGUUGGACCUGAUUUCCACUCGGCUGAGACGGUAAUGAUGGACCAGCUCGUGUCGAAGUUGUUCAUCUGGCUAGCCUGUAUAUUCCUGCUGUGGUUGAUAGUCGUGUAGCGAUUGCAGCGACAGGAAGCAUAAUUGACUCGAGAAAGCGACGGGCGCUCUGAUGAGCAUCCGCGGCCGUGACCGGCUGAACAUCACGCUGGAUUACAGGGAUUUACCUAAAGAUUUCCGAGUGUCAAGUCACCCAAAUUAUUACAAUUAUAUGUGGUGUUAUUCACGUGUAGUCAAAAUCAUCAGUGGAAAGGAAGGGUCCUGACUACUUUACCUAUUCCUGAAAAUGGUGAUGAUUUUCAGUAGCGUAUAGCAGCGAAACGCCCACAUACGUAAGAUUUGACAACUGCGGAACACGCGUGGACACGUUUUAGUAUGUUCUUACUCCCGUUUCCUCUUCCACGCCCUGUGAAGUUAAGUCUCGGGUGGUGUUUUAAUAGACUAAUUGCGGCCAACGAUCAGUCGACGGUAACGAAAAGUCAUCGAAGCAGAUCUCUCUCAUGGCCGAUGCCAGUUUCUAGGUCAGCACCAAGCGUAAUUAUGCCUGCCUUAUCAUGUUUCAAGAUCUGGGAAUCAGUAGUGAAAAAAAAACUUCCAAAGCCAUUUGAUGAUGAUAAUAAUAAAUGCCUACUCGUUCCUGUGUCAACAUCAUGAUCAACUGCGGUAGCAAAAAGGCUGAGACGCUACCUAAAAAACAGACCUAAAUAAAUGAUUGAUUUUAAUCUACACAACACAAACCGUUAUACACCUAGUUUAUACUUCAAGUGGCUAUGACGGGAAUCGGAGUACGUGAUACACCGUUGAACUCAUGGAAGUCAAGCCGCGCCAGUAAGACGACACGUGUAGUAUCUAAACAGUGUUCUCGUCCGCUUAAUCGGUCAGGUAGAUAUAUGGAGUAUAUUGAUGACAUAGAAAUGUGCAAAUAGGAUUACCUACAACCAACUGUUGCUUAAAGGAAAUGUCUGGUCAUAGGGUUACCCAUUGUUGUGUGACUAUAUCACCAGUUUUGAUUUUUUCUUUGUAGAUAUUUGUAUUAUGGGUAAUGUGAUAUUGCCAUAUGACAUUGUCAUUACUGUGAGACUGUGUAGAGAUUAGAAAUUAUGGAAAGAUGCCAGUAUAUUGUGGCAACUGCAGUCGCGCCAGCGAAGUAACGCAUUUAUAACGACGCAUCGCGGUGCUGCUUUCAUCUGUGAUUUGAUCGGCCAAUCGGAUCAUCGAUACCCUCCGACACUUGUGUGUAUGUUCUAUGCGGUGAUAAUUGCUGAAGACUUGUCAUACUAAUGGACUGGUGACAGUGAUGACAUCAAGAUUCGAGAAACAUUUUGUCGGACGUCUUUAGUCUGGGCGUUGGUGGUGAAUCGCAUUGGCAAAGUUCGUAAUUUUUAGGUCUUUGUUAAGAUCAAGCUAGGUUAAGGGCGCUGGUUAAUUGAUUUCGCCAUAGUAUGCGACUGAAGAAGAACUCGUUUAAAUUCGCGAGCUUGCUUUACUAUCAGAAGGGAGAGAUCUAUAUAUAAAUGUAAUUAGAAGCCCACAGGUUAAUAUAUUACGACUGAGUGUAAGGAAAGUGGUAGAGAAAUCACGUAUGUCUAUAAUAAAUAGGUAGAUAUAGAUAGAUAGAUGGAUGUAGGUAGGCAUAUAUAGAUGGCUAGAUAUAGGUAGA